ACGCUUAAGGUAGGCGGUGUCGAGGCAGCAACGCUCACGCCUGGUAUUCUCCCUCCGUCAGGCGCCACAGCAGCAGAAGUUUUCAAGGAUGAUGCAGCGUGUUGCCCUCCUGCUUGUGGUGGUGGCUCUGGCCGGUCCUGCCGCAGCCUGCAAGUACUGGUGCAAGACUCCAAACAGCAAUACCUACGAGUGUUGUGAUAAAGGCAACCCUUAUUAUACGCCCCAGGAAGAAGACUACGACACUCCGUAUGUUAGUGACGACUGCUCCUACUGGUGCCUGAAGCCUCAUACCACAGACUACCAGUGUUGUGACACCCUCGACUACUCACUACAAGGAGAUGAGUCACUCUACCACGACGAGUCACAACCAAGUGAUGACGCAAGUUCUACAACGACAGCAGGCACAGGGGAUGCACAAGCUCACAGCAACUGUUACUACUACUGUACCUACGACGGUGAUGUGUACUGCUGUGCUGAUGACUCCCGACCCAUCCCCAAGAGUCACGACAAUCACGAUGGUAGUUGUCCAGAGGAAGAAGAUCAGAUGUGCAAGAGUUCUGGCAUCUUCCUCCGUCCCAAGAAACCAAAGGUGGCUAAGACCUCUGGCUCCAUCCAGCUGGCUGAUGACAAUGGUAAGCUUCUGCAGUCUUGUGCCUCCGACGGAUACUGCAAAGAGGAUGAGAGGUGCUGCGCAUCCAAGUGUGCACGCAAACAUGUCUGCUUGAAGAGCCUGAAGAAGGAAGGGAGUGAUGACGCAGAGGCCGAAAACAGAGAGUAGAAGAGUUUGUAAGUAAGUGGAGAGGAGAAGGAAGAGAAGAAGAGAAACAACAAAGAGGGGAGAAUAAGGUAGAAAAGGAAAAUAUAAGCACAUUUAAACAAAGGUACCAAUUGUCGACGCUCACGUCUGGAUAUCAUGAGCAAAAAAUAAAACAAGGAUGGAUCUCUGGAGAGCUUCCUGACGUGAGCAGACGAAGGGAAACGUGAGCCAGGAGCACAUCAGUCCGUGUUCACAGCUUCCUACAGUACAAUUAAUGAUCGGUGGGUCUACUUGUGUGUGUGUGUGUGUGUGUGUGUGUGUGUGUGUGUGUGUGUGUGUGUGCGUGUGUGUGUGUGUGUGUGUGUGUGCGUGUGUGUGUGUAGCGUAAACUGAAAAGUAAAGAAAAAAAGUGAAUUUUUCAAGGCACACAAUAGAAAAGAAAAGCAGUUCAUUGCAACUACAGGCCAGUCGCUUACUUCCAGCAUGUGACACGACGAUGUGGCAGUAACAGUUCUCCACCUCCUGGCUCCCUCACUCCAACAUUUGGACGUUCAGUCAUCACGGAUGUUUUUAUUUGUACCUUCACACGUCGACACCAGCAGCUGCGACUCAGCAUCUCUGACAAAAGAAAUCAAUUGUUCGCUUGUUAUCGGUUUUUAAUUUAUUUUGUUAUGCUUCAGAGUUCUAUGCUAAAGUACGUGCGCAUGCAUCUUGUUGACCCUUUAUGUUACUAAUAUGCACCAGUGUAUGUUCCACUUGCAUAAUAUUAUUUAUCCCACCAUUGUUUUUGAUGAAAUUUUGUAGCCAAUAAAUUAGUAUUGCAUAAGUCA
Homarus americanus (American lobster) is the source of this 1587-nucleotide messenger RNA. RefSeq lists its product as uncharacterized. The record is from RefSeq and is a predicted model, not a curated record. The transcript is spliced from 8 exons. Bases 89 to 778 code for a protein of 229 amino acids. NCBI's taxonomy places the organism in Eukaryota, Metazoa, Arthropoda, Malacostraca, Decapoda, Nephropidae.